This is a messenger RNA of Candidozyma pseudohaemuli, 336 nucleotides long. RefSeq names its product cytochrome c (gene CYC1). Gene Ontology annotation, biological process: mitochondrial electron transport, ubiquinol to cytochrome c; mitochondrial electron transport, cytochrome c to oxygen. NCBI's taxonomy places the organism in Eukaryota, Fungi, Ascomycota, Pichiomycetes, Serinales, Metschnikowiaceae. The coding region runs from base 1 to 336 and encodes 111 amino acids. Gene Ontology annotation, cellular component: mitochondrial intermembrane space. The record is from RefSeq and is a predicted model, not a curated record. The transcript has a single exon. Gene Ontology annotation, molecular function: electron transfer activity; heme binding.
AUGCCAGCUAAGUUCGAAAAGGGUUCCGAGAAGAAGGGUGCCAACCUCUUCAAGACCAGAUGUCUCCAGUGCCACACCACCGAGAAGGGUGGCCCAAACAAGGUUGGUCCUAACUUGCACGGUGUUUUCGGCAGACAGUCCGGUCAGGCUGAGGGCUUUUCUUACACUGACGCCAACAAGAAGAAGGGUGUUACCUGGACCGAGCAGACCAUGUCUGACUACCUUGAAAACCCCAAGAAGUACAUUCCAGGCACCAAGAUGGCCUUUGGUGGUUUGAAGAAGCCUAAGGACAGAAACGACUUGAUCACCUACUUGACCAAGGCCUGUAAAGACUAG